AUGUUGGAUGAUCUGCAUGCUGUUAUGAACAAGCUCCACGAGGCCUUCGCGCCUCUCAAGAUUCCUCCCAUCGACCUCCCGCAGAUUGCUGUGGUUGGGAGCCAGAGCAGCGGGAAAAGCAGCGUGUUAGAGAGCAUAGUGGGGUAUGACUUCCUGCCUCGAGGAUCCGGCAUCUGUACCAGACGUCCAUUGAUCAUUCAGUUGACCUGCUGCGACGUGCAAGACUAUGCCGAGUUCUCGCACUUGGAGGGGAGGAUCACGGACUUCGAGAAGGUGCGGGAAGUGAUUGAUAAAGAGACAGACAAGGUGGCAGGCAAGCAGAAAGGGGUCUCUGAAGUCCCUCUCAUUCUCAAGUUCUUCGGGAGGAACUUCCCCAACCUCAGCCUCGUCGACCUGCCCGGCCUCACGAUGGUGCCUGUCGCCGACCAGCCUGCGAACAUCGGGCAGCUCAUAAGAGAGAUGGUGAUGGGCUUCAUCAGCAGGCCCAACUGCAUCAUCCUCGCUGUCUCCGCUGCCAACCAGGACAUUGCGAACUCGGACGCUCUGCACACAGCAAGAAUGGUCGAUCCUGACGGUCUCCGAACGCUGGGGGUGCUGACGAAGGUGGACCUGAUGGAUGAAGGGACGGACGCGCGAGACAUUCUCAUGGGGAAGAUGUAUCCGCUGAGGCUGGGGUACAUCCCUGUGGUGAACAGGAGCCAGAAAGACAUCAACGACAAGAAACCGAUGCAGGAGAGCCUCAAGGCAGAGCAGCUGUUCUUUGAGAACCAUCCUGUCUACCGCAACUCCAAGUUCGAGAAGGGGAUCCCGAUGCUGUCCAAGAGGCUGAGCUCAGUGCUGGAGGCACACAUUCGUACCCAGCUCCCGGAGAUCAGCAAGAAGAUCAAGAGCAUGCUCCGAGAGACCCAGGAGGACCUCGUGCGCUAUGGCGUCAGAGGGCCGAGCACGCCGUUCGAGUGCCGCAGCACGGUAAUGAAGGCGAUCCAAGAGUUCUGCGAGAAGUUCCGGGAGGCCAUGAAUGGCGAGAGUCGCCGCAACACCUACAAGGGGCUGUUUGGCCCUGCCAGGAUCCGAGAGAUCUUCCGGAACGAGUUCCCGCAGGAGGUCGCUUCGCUGGACGCAUCCUACCUGUCGGACAAGGAGAUCCAGAUGGCUCGCAGGAACGCCGUAGGCCUGCACGCCGAUCUCUUCGUGCCCAACUCAGCAUUCGAGACGUUGAUCAAGAGGCUCAUCGACAUGCUGCAUGACCCGACCUCUACCUGCGUGCAGAAAGUUUCCGAUGAGAUCGACACUCUGUUCCAUCAGACCAUAUCUGACUGCAAGUUCCUCUCGCGGUUCGCAGAGCUGAAGCAGACGAUCUCGCUAGAAUGCCGCUCGCUCCUGAAUGUCAAGACCACGGCUGCUGCAGAGUUUGCUCGCAACCUUGUUGAGAUGGAGAAGAGUUAUGUCAACACUGAGCACCCCAACUUCAUCAACUAUCGUGACACCGUCUACAAACAAACUCACAUGAAUGCCCUCCCUGCUCAAACUCAACCUCCGUCGCAAACAACGACAUAUCAUAGCGGAAGGACCGAGAAGGAGAAUGUCUCGCAGCAGCAGUCAGCAGCGGAACACUGCUCCGCCUACAUCGGUCGGGAGUGGCAGGACGUCGAGCUCAAGCUUGACGGGCAGGAGCUGCGGCUGAUCCCCAAGUCCAACCCCCACGGGACGCAAACUGUUCCGCUGCUGGGAAGCAACAUCUCUGUGCGGGAGCUCUGGGAUGGGGGUCAACAGAUCUCGAUCCGGUAUCAAUCGUCGAAGGGAUGGGUGCUGCACAGCACCGACGAGAUGCAGCUCAAGAUCUCUGACGGCCAGAGCGCGAGCAGAUGGGUCAUGAUGUUCAAGCCUGACUGGCUUGGUUGCCUGCCAGAGAGCAGCGGAGGGCGAGGAGGUCGUGCAAGUGCCAAGAUCUCCCCAUCGGGGGGCAGCGACGUCUCUGAAUCAGGCAUUCUGCGACAGCUGCUACAGCAGUACUUCGAGCUGGUCAAACGUUCGACGACGGACUCGAUUCCCAAGGCGCUCAUGCUCAAGCUUGUCCAGUCGUUCGAGACGAACCUGUACCCUCAUCUCAUGCAGGCGAUCGAUCUCGACAACGACGAGGUGGUGGCUGACUUGACCAAGGAGUCGCUGGAGAUUGUCCGUCGACGUCAAGAGGUGGACAGACUGGAGGGAGCACUAAGGAAGGCGAUCCUUGUUCUCCGAGAGCUCUGA
Guillardia theta CCMP2712 is the source of this 2250-nucleotide messenger RNA. RefSeq lists its product as hypothetical. Gene Ontology annotation, molecular function: GTPase activity; microtubule binding; GTP binding. The transcript is spliced from 13 exons. The record is from RefSeq and is a predicted model, not a curated record. Gene Ontology annotation, cellular component: microtubule; membrane; cytoplasm. Bases 1 to 2250 code for a protein of 749 amino acids. Lineage: Eukaryota; Cryptophyceae; Pyrenomonadales; Geminigeraceae.